AUGGAGAACAAAACCACGGUCACUCCUCUCACACAGCCGAUUGUGUUUGAGCUAGAAGGCUUCGAUGUACCACCAGGCUACGGCCCUUUCCUCUUCUUCUUGGCUCUGUUUGCCUACAUCGUGGUGCUGCUGGGGAAUGUCUGUGAUCUGCUGGCGGCCACUGCAGUGCUGCCUCGCCUCAUGAUGCACUUCCUGAUGGGCCAGAAGAGGAUCGCCUACAUCUUGGCCAUCGCUCAGGCCUUCAGCGUGCACACAUACGGUGCAGCAGUGCAGACUGUUCUGGGUGCUAUGGCCUAUGACAGGUACGUUGCAGUAUGUGAGCCACUCAGGUAUCACGCCAUCAUGACUUCAGCUCGGCUGCACACCUGCUGCGCUCUGGCCUGGAUUGUAGCCCUGCUGCUUAUUGUGGUUCUCUUUUCCUUCCAUAUUAAUGUCCCACUGUGUGGACAAAGGAUCGAUAAUGUCUACUGCAGCAACCGUGGCAUCCUCAACCUGGCCUGCAUUCCUACUCCCACAAACAACAUCUACGGUCUUGCCAUGACCUGGACUUUGAGUACAGGGGUCUUCAUCAUCAUUGCUUUUUCCUACAUCCGAAUCCUGAGUGCUUCUGCAAAACAAGGCAGAAAUGAUAAGAGUGUCCGCAUCAAAGCAGUUCAGACAUGCACACCUCACCUUGUUGUUUAUGUCCUGUAUGAGAUCGCUGCAGUCAUUAUCAUUGUGAGUUACAGGUUUCCCUCCCUCUCCCAAAACAUACGGAAGUUCUUCAGCAUUCUGACUAUGAUUGUUCCUCCAGCAAUCAACCCCAUCAUCUACGGCCUGGUCAGUAAAGAAUUACGCUCCAGCAUCAUUAAACAUUUCCCCACCAAGGUCCAUCCCAAAAGCUAA
This is a messenger RNA of Melanotaenia boesemani (Boeseman's rainbowfish), 885 nucleotides long. Its product is annotated as olfactory receptor 2K2-like. The coding region runs from base 1 to 885 and encodes 294 amino acids. The transcript is spliced from 4 exons. Gene Ontology annotation, molecular function: olfactory receptor activity. Gene Ontology annotation, cellular component: membrane. Gene Ontology annotation, biological process: G protein-coupled receptor signaling pathway. Lineage: Eukaryota; Metazoa; Chordata; Actinopteri; Atheriniformes; Melanotaeniidae. The record is from RefSeq and is a predicted model, not a curated record.